This is a messenger RNA of Sardina pilchardus (European sardine), 2101 nucleotides long. RefSeq names its product protein phosphatase 1, regulatory subunit 3Ca (gene ppp1r3ca). The transcript has 2 exons. The record is from RefSeq and is a predicted model, not a curated record. Gene Ontology annotation, biological process: regulation of glycogen biosynthetic process. Gene Ontology annotation, cellular component: protein phosphatase type 1 complex. Gene Ontology annotation, molecular function: glycogen binding; protein phosphatase 1 binding. NCBI's taxonomy places the organism in Eukaryota, Metazoa, Chordata, Actinopteri, Clupeiformes, Clupeidae. Bases 122 to 1129 code for a protein of 335 amino acids.
AUGCAUUCUGGUGGAGUUAGGGGGGCGUGACGGUUGGUCCAACAAGACAGUGAAGAUGUUUUAACUUCUCGGUGGAAAAUUAAAAGCUCAUUGCUCUGCAAUUGUUUGGGAGUAAACAUUUAUGAAUUCGACAAGCUUUUUCCACGUUCUGAGCUCCCCGAUGCCCGGUCCCACCAUGCCUGUGGCCAUGCAGCUGUACAUCGCCCACUCUCCCCCUCUGCGGAGCUUCCUGAGCUCCUACGAGGACUGUCGCGCCCGCAGCCUCUCCGGGGUCUCCCCCCACCGCUGCAAGCCCCUGCGACCCUGCCUCAGUGCCAGGCCCGGGCUGGCAGAAGCGCCCUGCCUGGGCUGGCAGAAGCCCAAGGCCAAGGACAAGAAGCGGGUGGUGUUCGCCGACUCCAAGGGCAUGUCGCUGACGGCCGUGCACCUCUUCUCCAAAUCGGAGGACAAGGAGGCGUCGGCGGCGCUGACCGCGCCGUCGGAGCUCUCGCAGCUGCAGUUCGACCUGACGGCGCUGGAGAGCGCCACGGCGGCGCUGCGGGUCAGCCCCUCCCCGGGCCUGGCGCUGGACUUCCCCCAGCCGUCCGCCGACUACCUGGACUUCCGCGGCCGGCUGCUGAGGAACGGCGUGUGCCUGGAGAACUGCACGCUGCAGGAGCGCCUGCUCACCGGCACCGUCAAGGUGCGCAACCUGGCCUUCCACAAGUCCGUCCAGGUGCGCAUCACCUUCGACUCGUGGCGGAGCUUCGCGGACACGCCGUGCACCUUCAUGAACAACGUCUACGGUUGCCAGGACACAGACAUCUUCUCCUUUGCCAUCGAGCUGCCGAGCGACGUGGCCCCCAGCGACCGGGUGGAGUUCUGCAUAUGCUACCGGCCGGCUGACCAGCUCUUCUGGGACAACAACGACGGCAACAACUACAGGCUGGUCCAGGCGCCGUGGAAACACGGCGGCGAGUGGUCCCCCCCGGCCAAUAAGAAGAAAGAACCGGUGAGCGUGGCGCCCAAGAAGCCCAUUCGGAGGCUUUGCUCUCAGUUCGACAAACUGGGAAGUCCGCGGGCCACCGGCGGAUUCUUUGCGGACUGGCAGAGUUGGGGCCACAUAGAGGACACUAUCCCCUACUGGUGAUGCCCACCUGGCGGUGAUGGCGUGGCUGUCAGAAGCACGUUAGCACACCUUCCCCAAAUGCAAUGAGGGGACUCACGUCCUCCUCUCUCUGCAUGCAUGUAUGGGUGUAAACAUAAAGACACGUCAACUCUUUGGGCUGUAGGAAAUGUAACAAAUGGUUGCAAAAACAGACUUGACCUUAGAUGAAAUCCACUAGUGCCUUAAUUAGCGUACUAUGUACUAUAGCCCAGGAAUCCUAGCUGUGGAAGUCUUCAUGUUGUCCUGACCCCAUCAACUGAACCUGUAUGGUCUUAAAGACCACACAACUGAGCCAUGACUCUAAGCCAUUUUAAAUGAAGAAAAUUAUAGACUGGAAUGCGUUUGCAUAUACACAUGCAGACGACGUCCUUCAUAUUGAAGGUGUUUGCUCUCAAUAGUGUCUGUUUGUCAGAGAGGACGUUUCAGGUAAAUGAGAAUAAUUAUUAUGGAAAUUUCUUCUCAAACACAUUUGAACUUGCAAUAUAUUCAAAUGUCACAUAGAGAGACUAAAGUUUAAAGAACCUUACUACACUCAUGAGCUGCCUUGACAAUGUCUGUCUUUUCUUGCCACAAUGUUUCUAUUAUUGUGAUAUUUGUAGUGACACGACAGAUACAAUGGAAUCAGUAGGCUUGCUAUAGCUGACAGUAACUUGAAUGUAAUUCGGUUGAAGUGAGAAGGAUUGUUUUCGUAUCUCUAGCGCCCUUUCGCUCUAGCAUUUUCUGCUUCUGCGUCACUGUGACAGUCAGAAGAAGGCUCAUUCUCUGACUUAUAGCCUUGUUGGUGAAAUCAACAAUUACUUUGAAUACUUUUAUUUCCAAUAUGUGCAAUGCAAAACGUCUGGUAGUGUGUGUGAUUGUGCUGUGAUUACUCUACGUGUGUAGGUAACAGAGAGAAUGGGUUAAAUAUGGAUGUUGGAAGUGGUCUUUGUAAAUAAACUUUUGUAUUCUACCUAG